Chilo suppressalis (striped riceborer) is the source of this 3711-nucleotide messenger RNA. The record is from the annotation of a GenBank genome assembly. NCBI's taxonomy places the organism in Eukaryota, Metazoa, Arthropoda, Insecta, Lepidoptera, Crambidae.
UACAGAACGACAGGGUCGGGUGGGUCGAACAGUGAGCCGAGGGCGAGUGACGAAGCCCUAAGGUUACGAGAUCAGAUCUGAUGCAGUCGUGUUAGAACCGGACAUUUUUCAAUUUCCCAUCGAUCUCUCCCAUGAUAACUAGUCGCCGGUCGUGAAGCCGGCUCAGUGCGCAUUCGCAGUACAAAAGAGACUUGUGAUAUUUUUCUAGCGUUUAAGUUCCGUAACGGAACGCUUUAAAAACAUUUUUUUAUCGUAUUGAAAAGUGUACAAUAUAAGUAAAAAUUUGGAAAACAUGGAGAUUCUACCUGUCACCAACCAGUUUAAUGUGGGAUUCAAUAGUGAAAAAGCAUGGGGUGGGCCGACAUGGCGGGAGGCGCCGAUGCCGGUGCCGACGGAAGCGGCGCUGGCUCAAAGGCUCGAGAGAGAGCUGCGAGCCGCCAAGGGAGCCAGCGAACUGGCAGCCGCCGAGGUGCUGGUGCCGGCCGAGCUACUCGCUCGCGCCUCGAGGCAGACGCUGGCGCUCGCCGAGGGGGAGCCGUGCGGGUCCCGCGGCGCCGCCGUCAUCAUCGACGUCGCCGGCCGACGGCUCGCCGCCUUCAAGAUAGACCCCAACACGCUCACCACGCACGAAAUACAUCUACACCUAGAGCACGACUCGACGAACUGGACUAGCCUGUUGCCGCAAUUCUUAAAAAAUUUAACGCGAAGCGGCACCAUCAUAAUCAGCCCACAGUUCACGAUAGAAAAGAAAAAACUCUUCCGAGGCCAGGCCGAGUGAACACAGCCUGUGAUACAAGCGCGUGAUGCGAGCGAGCCGACUGACUGCCCUCCUCGAUAUCUACGUAUCGUUAUUUUAACAAAUAUCAAUAUUAUUAUAUGUAUAUUUAAUUAUUAUAUAUUUUUAAUAAGAGAAAAAAAGCACAGCGUGAUAUGUAAUGUAUAGAUAUAGAAGUAAGGGCGCGGAAGCGCAGUUUAGUUAGCGCGCGGGUCGCGGCGCGGCCGCGGCCGGUGGCCAGUGCUGGACGCGUGCUUUGUCGAUGCAAAGCGUCGCUGUGGCAGCUGGGUGCCGGCCGCGGGGCGUGGGGCGCCGCGACACGGCGCGGCGGCGCGCGGCGGCGAGCCCCGAUCUCCCGAUGUUCGGCCCACCGCUACGCCUGCCUCCCCGCGCCGCCUGUACUUAUGUUAAUCAUUGUACGAUGAUUGUUUGUGUUUUAUUAUUGGAUAUUUUAAUGAUUGCGAGUCGGUUGGACGCGUGAGUGGCGUGGCGGCGCCCGGUGCGCACCCCUUGAUCUCAGUCGCCGCCGCGCGUGUGAUACUGAUACCCUGAUCGAUUUAGUCUUAGGUAUUAUUUUUUGUUUCGAGUUCGAUUCUAUCUAAAGUUGAGUAGAUCGUAUAUUUCAUGUAUCGUAAUCGUAUUUAUUAUAGAGCGGCCUCCGAGGAGGCCGGAGAUAUGUGUACGUUUUUUGUAAUUGUACUAGUUCGUACAUUUGUUUGUGAUACUACUUUUGUAAUGUAUAAAUUUUAAAUGGAGAAAAAUAUACUUUUAUGAAUGAGAGAACACGCAAUCAGAUUAUGAAGUAGCCGUAUGUGGUGAGAGCGAAAGGAGGCAAUAUAUAUGGACGCGCGGGGCCCCGGGCCCCUUGCAAAGAUCUCAGGUUACAUUAUUAUAGUUAUAAAAAGUAUUAAGUUAUUUAAGUUAAUAUAAAGAUUGUAAUUUUUUGUAAGAUUGUUUUCUAUCGCCGCGCAAAGCUGCGUCAUUGUAGUCCAGUGGAGAGGAGAGUCGAGUACUAUCAGUACAUGUUGUAUAACUGACACUAUGUUUGUUGCAGUCAAAUGCUUUUUCUUGAUACAGUUUAAUUGUUACAAUAACUGUAAUUCAAUAGACUAACCGUUUUUAAACGAAAUCUAAAUGUUUGUAGGGUCCAGUGUUUUAAACGCACAAUAUCAUAGUACUAGAAUUCACUUUCAUCAAAAAAGAUUAUUAAAAAAAAUGCUACAAAAACAUUUUACUUCUUGAAAUCGACAUAUACAAAAACUAACAAUAAUAAUAUAUAAAUGUAUCAAUUGUUUAUGAUUGAUAUUUAUUUGAUAGGCCGUAAAAAUUGUAGAAAUUAUUGAGAAAAAAAAAUACAUAGUUUCAAUAAUGGAUGACGUUGUUUUUCUGCACCCCUGAACACCCUAACGACAGAGUGAAAACAUGGCUGCCUUUCACGGCUCAUAAAAACCGCACCACACCGCUCUUUAGAACAGAGAUAAGAUAUGACAAAGACACAAUAUUUGUUGAAAAACAAUGAAACAACGAGCCACAUUUCCAUAUAUUAGCAUGAAAUUAACCUAGCAAUAAACAAGCUAGAAGCAAGGUAAUAUCCAUAUAUAUUUACAAACUAGUUCUCGAACCGGUUUAGGCCGGCUCGCUACGUGACCGGUCCUCGGUUCGAGUCGAGAUCGCUGCAACCCCAUCUCGUCCCCGUAACUAUUAAAACGACACUAGCAAGUUUUAUCUACAUAUUCAUGCUUUUUUUUAUUCACCGUUCAGAAUAUUUUAUGGUACUGUAUAUUAAUGAACUGGACAGAAGCGAACUAAAAAUUUAAAUUCAUUUAUUAAGAGUAUUAUAUUUAAAUAAAGCUAGUUUUUUGGUUCUCUUAGAAUAUGUAAGCCGCAGCACAGGCUACCCAAAAUUUGAAUUUUCCUCAAAAUUAAAUUACAUUAAAGUCUUCGAUAUAAAGAUUUUAAGAAAGUGUUGUAACAGUUCAUGUAGUAUUAUUGAUUUUACCGAAUAUUUUGUAAUUUAUUUUAAAUUAAAUUUCAUCCCUCGAAAAUAUAAAACGUUCAGCCCGAUCGAUUCACCGAUAUCGUGAACUAUUAUUAUCAGAACUCUUUACAACACAGAUUAACUUCCAUAAAUCACGAAUAUCAUCGUAAACAAUUCCAAAUUCGGUGCCGGGGCCGGCUCUCGACGGAAAUUGAAAUCGUUUAUAGGUGCUUCUCCGUCGACUGACUAAAUUAUUACUAUGAAAGCCAGCUUAGCAUUUGGCUCCGGGAGAUUUGUGGUUAGUGAUUAAUUAAUAUCUUCUGUGCUACUGGUGUGUAGAUAAUAAAGAUUUGUACCUACGGAAAUUAUACGUGUCUCGUGUUCGUAAUAUUGAUUAAAGUGCAAUCGAGGCAUUAAUGUUGUUUACGUUUCAACAUCAUGCCUUUUGAGAUCAUUUUCAGGAAUGGAUUACACCAGCUCAAUGUAGCAUUGCUUUUCAGAUUUUUUUCAAACAAGUUUGAGCAGAUGGCUUUUUUCUACCUUCAGUUUGAGGAGAGUUUGGCUUUUUUAAUUAACGCAUUGUAAAAGAUUUGCAUGCUAUUAUCUAUACUAGAUAUGCAUGUAAAUGGAUGAAUGAACCAAAUUUUGUGGUUGCAAGCCGGUGUUCUAAUGCAAACGAAUAGAUUCUAAUUGUAAUUCUACAGUACAGCGAUUCUCUGAUCCCAAACUUAGAAAAAUCCUGCAUGUUAAAUAUUCUAGCUAUACAUCCGAGGCGUCCUGGAACGAUGCUCAUCGACAGAAAUACUAAAGUAAGUUUUAAUAGUGCGAUUUUAUUAAUGUAAACUAAGGUUAAUAUUCCAAGCAGGCGCUCCAAUUGAAGCCGUAAGUCCGCUAUGACUUAUCUCCCUUCAAUAAAUUACAAUAAGCAAUAGUGCAUCAUCAUCAUCAUCAGCCUAUU